AUGCUGCCGCUUGGGCUCCUGAAUGCGGCGCAGGGCCACCCCAUGCUGGUCGAACUCAAGAAUGGCGAGACACUCAACGGGCACCUGGUGCAAUGCGACACGUGGAUGAACCUGACACUGAAGGAGGUGGUACAGACGAGUCCGGAAGCCGACAAGUUCGUCCGCCUGCCCGAAGUCUAUGUCAAGGGCAACAAUGUACGUCGUGGCAGCACAAAUCCCUAUGCGUUUCGGAGAAAGGUGCUAACCGAGCGAUAG
Molecule: messenger RNA, 255 nt
Organism: Neoarthrinium moseri
Lineage: Eukaryota; Fungi; Ascomycota; Sordariomycetes; Amphisphaeriales; Apiosporaceae
Exons: 3
Coding region: 1-255 (84 amino acids)
Biological process (GO): nuclear-transcribed mRNA catabolic process; mRNA splicing, via spliceosome; spliceosomal snRNP assembly
Cellular component (GO): U6 snRNP; spliceosomal tri-snRNP complex; P-body
Molecular function (GO): U6 snRNA binding
Source: RefSeq, a predicted model, not a curated record